CAUAAUGAAGGUGAUAAACUACUCAAGAAGCUCAAAUCAAAAUUGCUGCGACUUAGUGUCAUCCUCAAUGAUGCAGAGAAACAACAAUUCACUAAUCAAUUAGUGAAAGAUUGGCUGGACGAGCUUAAAGAUGCUAUCUACCACGCAGAUGACUUAGUGGAUGAGAUUGCUACUAAAGCUUUGGGGUGCAAGGUAGAAGCUGAGUUUCGAAGCGCUGUGAAAAACCAGGUAACAACCUCAACCUCGACUUCUGAUUCAAGUGUAUAUGAUGCAAAGCUAGUGUCCCAGAUGGAGGAGAUCAUUAAAAGACUAGAAUGUUUUUUAGAAGAAAAAGAUGAUCUUGGUUUGAAAGAAAUUGCUGAUCUGAAGUGGUCUCACUCUCACAGAUUGCCAUCAACUUCUUUAGUUGAUGAAUCUGGUGUGUAUGGGAGGGAUGAUGACAAGGAGAAGAUAAUUAAAAUAUUGCUUUUGGGUGAGGCGAGUAGUAAUAAGAUAGAUGUGAUUCCAAUCAUUGGGAUGGGUGGAAUAGGCAAGACCACCCUUGCUCAACUCAUAUACAAUGAUGGCAGAGUACUUGAGCAUUUUGAUAUGAAAGCAUGGGUUUGUGUUUCUGAUGAAUUUGAUGUUCUUAGGGUUACAAGAACAAUUCUUGAGGCAAUCACUUCAAGUAAUUAUAACACACAAGACCUAAAUAUGCUUCAAGUUAAGUUGAAGGAGAGAUUGGCGGGGAAGAAGUUUCUAGUUGUUUUGGACGAUGUCUGGAAUGAGAACCCUAGUCAUUGGGAAAUCUUGAGGACUCCUUUCACAGCUGGUGCAUAUGGAAGUAAGAUUGUUGCAACAACCCGUAAUCAUAGUGUCGCAUCUAUCAUACACACCAUUCCUAUUCAUCAUUUGCAACACUUAUCGAAUGAAGAUUGUUGGUUAGUUUUUGCUCAAAUUGCUUUUGACAAAGGAGAGUCGAAGGCUUUUCCGAAACUUGAAAAGAUUGGUAAACAAAUAGUGGAUAGGUGCAAAGGUUUGCCUUUAGCUACAAAAACACUUGCAUGUCUAUUACGCUUCAAACUUGAUGUUGAGGAAUGGGAUGAAAUAUUGAAGAGUGACAUAUGGGAUUUGCCAGAGGAUAAGAACAACAUUCUUCCAGCCUUGAGAUUGAGCUAUCAUUAUCUCUCUCCACAUUUAAAGCAAUGUUUUGCUUUUUGUUCUACUUUUCCUAAAGAUUAUGGAUUUGUAAAAGAGAAGCUAGUCUCGUUCUGGAUAGCUUUGAAUUAUGUGCAACAAACUAGAAAUAAUAAUACUUUGGAAAAGAUUGGGGAGGAGUAUUUUGAUGAACUAUUAUCAAGGUCAUUCUUUCAACAACCAAGACGUAGUAGAUCCUUUUUUGUAAUGCAUGAUUUAGUCCAUGACCUAGCUCAAGUUGUCCAUGGACAAUUUUCUUUCAGGGUAGAUGACAAGAAGCUACUCGAUAUUUCUCCUAAAGCACGCCAUUUUUCAUAUAAGAGGACAACAUUAGAUGGUUUUGAAAAAUUCAAGGCAAUUAAUGAGGCAAAGUAUUUAAGGUCUAUUUUACAAUUAAAUCAAUAUCACAGUCCAUGUGAUUGUUCAUACUUGUCCAAGAAGGUAUUGGAUGACAUUUUUCCAAUGCAAAAAUGCUUACGGUUGCUGUCAUUGCCAUGUUAUAAUAUUAUGGAUUUGCAUGAUUCAAUUGAUAAUAUGAUACAUAUUCGUUAUUUGGAUCUCUCUGCAACAAAAAUAAAAAAAUUGCCCAAAGUAGUUUGCACCCUGUAUAAUUUGCAAACAUUGCUACUAUCAAAUUGUUCUCUUCUCACAACCUUGCCGAUGGAGAUUGGAAAAUUAAUUCUCUUGCGUCAUCUUCAUAUUAGUGGAACUAAUUUAAUGGAGAUGCCGAUGCAAAUGAGUCGACUAAAAGGUCUCCAACAUUUAACUGAUUUUGUUGUGGGAAAGUGCAGUGGGUCAGCUAUUAACGAGUUGAAGGAGUUUCAUAAUCUUCGUGCAAAACUGACAAUUUCAGGUUUGCAAAAUGUAAAGAGUGGAAGGGAUGCAUUGGAAGCAAAGCUGAAGGAAAAAGAGCACCUUGAAGAGAUAGUGUUGGAAUGGGGUAAAACUACGGAGGAUUCACAGAAUGAAAGAGAAGUACUUGAAAAUUUGCAGCCUCAUAAAAAUUUGAAGCGCCUCACAAUCAAACGAUAUGGGGGCACAAGAUUUUCAGAGUGGUUGGGAGAUCACUCAUACUUUAAUAUAGUGUCUUUAUGCAUUGAUAAAUGUGAUCAUUGCUUUUCAUUGCCGCCCCUUGGUAAACUGCCCUCUUUGAAACACCUUAACAUAGCAAGGAUGAAUGGAAUAAUUAUGGUGGGUGAGGAAUUCUAUGGUGAUGGUUCUUCAACCAAACCUUUUCAAUCUCUCGAGACUCUUCGUUUUGAAGAAAUGUUGGAGUGGGUGGAAUGGUAUAUUUUGGGGGCUGAAGAGUUUUCGCAACUUAAAGAACUUUGUAUAAUCAAGUGUCCAAAGUUGGUUGGAGGCUUACCCAUACGCAUGCCAUCUUGGGUGAGUCUCGAGAUUCGUGAAUGCUCAGCACUUACAGCUUUGCUUCCAAGGACUUCGGUUGCAAAUAAACUAGUAUUGAAUGGAUGCAAUGGCGUAGACUUGGGAUGGCAUGGUGUGUCUUCUCUUGUAAAAUUGGAGAUUUCAAAUAUGCCAAGUUUAAAGGAAUUGACACCCGAGCUACACAUGCUAACAAAUCUGCAGGAGUUAAUCAUAAGGAAUUGUCGAAGCCUUGUGUCAUUUCCACACACAGGAUUGCCGCUGAUGCUUACAAGACUUGAGGUUCGGCGCUGUGAGGCUUUGGAUUCUGUAAAUGUGUGCCUCAACACUCGCCUUCAGAAAUUGGUCAUUGAAAACUGUUCGUCACUUUUGUCUUUUGCUGUUGGUGUUCUACCCAUUACGUUGAAUUUAAUUCAUAUUUCGAAAUGUCCGAAACUAGUUUUCUCGGUAUCAGAGGAGAUGGAGUGCUGCAACAGUUCCCUUAAAUGGUUAUCAUUGCAUAGCUGUGGUACUCUCAAGUCCUUGCCGCUUGGAUUCUUUCCGAAACUUCGACAUCUAAAUACCACAAAUUUUGAAAUCCUUUCAAUUCCGAAUGGCCAUGGACCAAGAAUUUCGACAUCGCUUGUGCGUGUUGAGAUUAGUGGUUGCAAUAGUAUGGUAUCUUGUCUGCAAGAAGCAUUAUACGCUCCCAAUCUGAAAACUUUUUGGGUCCAAAACUGCAAAAAGCUCAAGUUGCUGCCAGAAGGAAUGCAUACCCACCUUCCAUCUCUUGAAUCACUGACAAUAUGGAACUGUCCAGAAAUUGAGACCUUUCCGGAAGGGGGUCUGCCUUCCAACUUACGUCGACUUCAAGUCUGGGGUUGCAAGAAACUUGUGGAUUGCCGGAGAGAGUGGGGUUUGCAACGACUCCCCUCUCUUACAGAGUUCGUAUUCGGAGGAGGCAAAUACGAAGAAGAGGAUGAUGAUGUGCUGGAGUCCUUUCUGGAGGAAGCCCUGCUGCCCCCCACUCUUACAUUGCUCGGUAUCAAUAAUCUACAAAAUCUGAAAUCAAUCAACUACCAGAGCUUUCAACACCUGACUUGUCUCAAAGAGCUGCGAAUCUGCCAAUGCCCUCAACUCCAAUCCUUGCCCGAAGAGGGUUUUCUCGCCUCCCUUUCUAUGCUGGAAAUCUUCGCAUGUCCAUUACUGAAACCUCGUUGCGAGAGGGACAGAGGUGAUGAAUGGCACAAGAUUGCUCAUAUCCCCUUCGUAAAAAUCGAUGAUGAAGUGAUUUGUUUUGAGCAACUCACUGGCAACUUCAGUUAAAUAUUCUUCUGCAAAUUGUUCACUCUACCCAAAGCACCAAACAUCGCAACUUUCUUAGAGGUCAAAUUCUCAUAUUCUAGACUGAGUAAGCUUGACAUCCGGAUUGGAUCAAAACUUGAGGACUGGCACAGCAUCCCGCAACCAAGAUUUUGGUUUUGGUGGGCAAGGCUUAACAGGAGGACAUAGGAGAUGGAGCUAAUUUGACAGUUUUGUUUGCUGGAGAGCUCCUUCAAAAUGCCGAGGAGCUCAUAAGGAUGGGAUUGCACCCAAGUGAGAUAAUCAUAGGAUACCCGAAAGCAACUAAUAAGACUGUUGAAAUCUUGGAUGAAUUGGUUGAAAAAGGUUCUGAAAAGAUGGAUGUAAGGAACAAGGAUGAAGUUAUUAAACGAAUGAAAGCUACUGUUGCUAGCAAGGAAUUUGGGUUGGAGGAUAUUUUAUGUCCUCUUAUUGCUGAGGUUGUCAUGUUUGUUGGUGGUGUUAAUACAUCUGCAACUGAAACAAAAGGAACCGUCCUUAUUCAUAGUGCUGAGCAGCUAGAGAAUUAUGCAAAAACUGAAGACGCCAAAGUUGAGGAGCUCAUCAAAGAAAUUGCAUACUCAAGUGCCAAGGUUAUUGUUAGUGGAGCAGCAGUUGGAAAGAUGGCACUGCACUUCUAUGAGUGUUACAAGUAUAUUAUCUCUCCAUUGUCUCCCCUACUUUUUUUUUCUUUGUCAUUUCAUUUGCUAUCAUGUUUCUAUUGAACCUAUGGCCAAAAGAUUUUACCAACAAUUGUGGUUUGAAUAGUUUUAAAAGAUGGUUAAUGCUCAUGUUACACAAUUA
This is a messenger RNA of Camellia sinensis, 4683 nucleotides long. The record is from RefSeq and is a predicted model, not a curated record. NCBI's taxonomy places the organism in Eukaryota, Viridiplantae, Streptophyta, Magnoliopsida, Ericales, Theaceae.